GACCAUGCAGACUCCACCAUCACAAGAGAUCACGAAGUCCCAGAUUCACAGACGAGCUCCAGCAUGGUCCGAACGGGAGGUACUGGAUCUCAUCGCAUGUUGGAGAGACGAGUCUGUUAUGGGAGAACUACAUUCCAAGAAAAGGAACACAAAUACGUACGCUAAAGUGUCCAGGGCCAUGACGGAAAGAGGCUACUCCAGGGACACAGAACAGUGUCAUACAAAAAUCAAGGAGCUCAGGCAAGCAUACCAAAAAGCCAGGGAGGUGAACAGGCACUCUGGGUCGCAGCCCCAUACAUUCCGCUUCUACCGUGAACUGCAUGCAAUUAUGGGGGGUGACGCCACCACUACCCCACCACUGUCUGUGGACACCUGCAAGGGGGGAGUUGCACGGAGCGAUGAGGAAGAGUCAUUGGAGGAUGAAGAGGAGGAGGAGGAGGAGAACAGUGCACAGACGGCAAGUGGGGAAUCCGUUUUCCCCCCUAGCCAGAAACUAUUCUUAACGCUGGAGCCAAUAGCCUCCCCCCGCUCCCAAGGUGGGCUCUUGGACCAUGACCCUGGAGAAGGUACUUCUGGUGCAAAUGUUUCAACGUGGCCCCUAUCUACUCCGUCCCAGAGGCUGGUCCAGAUUAGAAGGCGGAAAAAAUGAACUCGGGACGACAUGUUCACUGAGCUCAUGCAGUCCUCCCGCACUGAUAGGACCCAGCUGAAUGUGUGGAGGCAAAGAACUGAGCAGUCCCAUAAAGCAUUACAGGAACACGAAGAGAAGAGGGACGUGCGCGACAAGAGCAGUCAGGACGCUAUGGUCAAGCUCAUGGGGGAGCAAACUGACAUGCUCCGUUGUAUGGUGGAUCUAAUGCGGGAAAGGCAGCAAGCCCACAGACUGCUGCUGCAGCCCCUGUAUAACGGCCCUCCCUCCUCCCCAAGUUCCAUAGCCUCCUCACCCAGAUGCCUAAGAACAUGAGCGGGGAGGCUAUGGGGCCCCACACACUCAACCCCAGAGGAUCGCCCAAGCAGCAGAAAGCUGGCAUAUGCGAACUUUUGAUUUGGUUUCUAGACUUGUCCUUCCCUUUUCC
This is a messenger RNA of Mauremys mutica (yellowpond turtle), 1076 nucleotides long. RefSeq lists its product as uncharacterized. NCBI's taxonomy places the organism in Eukaryota, Metazoa, Chordata, Testudines, Geoemydidae. Gene Ontology annotation, biological process: positive regulation of DNA-templated transcription. The record is from RefSeq and is a predicted model, not a curated record. Gene Ontology annotation, cellular component: nuclear body. The transcript is spliced from 2 exons. The coding region runs from base 5 to 649 and encodes 214 amino acids.